AGCGAGUAAUUGGUAGUGUAUGAGUGAAAGUGAAGAAGAGUGAUGGUAGUUGAUACUGUACUGAUUAUGGCAAUGAGUAAUGCAAACAGGGGAAUACGUAAUUACUGGGGGGUUCUGGUUGUAUGCCUGGUGUUGCUUCCAGUAUAUGUAGUUGGAUUUCAGGAUACUGCGGAUACCUAUCCGCUGGAUGACCGGGGCGGACUCGGCAGGGAAUUUGAUGGAAUUGGAGGCUUGAGUGGAGGAGGGGCAACAUCCCGGCUACUUGUAAACUAUCCUCAAGUGUACCAGAGUCAGAUUUUAGACUACUUAUUUAAGCCCAACUUUGGUGCCUCACUGCAUAUCUUAAAGGUGGAGAUUGGAGGGGAUGCUCAGACUACAGAUGGUACAGAGCCAUCUCACAUGAGGUGUGAGGGUGAUGAAAACUACUUUCGGGGCUAUGAAUGGUGGCUGAUGAAAGAAGCUAAAGCAAGGAAUCCUGACAUCACUUUAAUAGGUUUGCCAUGGGCAUUUCCUGGAUGGAUUGGAAAAGGUGAAAACUGGCCUUACCAUUAUCCUGAUGUCACUGCAAGUUAUAUUGUUUCCUGGAUCGUCGGUGCAAAGCAAUAUCACAGUUUGGACAUUGAUUACGUGGGGAUUUGGAAUGAGAGACCUUUUAACAGUACAUAUAUCAAGGUACUUCGACAAACUCUGGACAAAGUGGGGUUAACGAAAGUGGGCAUCAUAGCAGCAGAUGGAAAAUGGGAAAUCGCCAGCAAAAUGGUAGUGGACCCCUACCUUAACGACGCUGUUCAGAUUAUAGGGGCACAUUACCCUGGAACUUAUACUGUGGAUGAUGCUUUGAAAACUGGGAAGAAGUUGUGGUCAUCUGAGGAUUACAGUACCUUCAAUGAUGCAGUAGGUGGAGGAUGCUGGGCUCGAAUCUUGAACCAGAACUAUGUCAAUGGCAACAUGACCUCUACUAUCUCCUGGAACUUGGUUGCUAGUUAUUAUGAUGCUUUGCCAUUCGCACGAGAUGGAUUAAUGACAGCAGAAGAACCGUGGAGUGGCCAUUAUGAAGUACAGUCUCCAAUAUGGAUUACAGCUCAUACUACGCAAUUCACCAAGCCUGGGUGGCACUACUUGAGGACAGUUGGACACUUGAAUAAUGGAGGCAGUUAUGUGGCAUUGACAGAUGGCCAGGGAAACCUCACCAUCGUUAUUGAAACCAUGACUCAUAACCACUCCAUCUGCAUCCGACCUUCACUACCUCCUUUCAGUGUUUCUCCACAGAAUGUGACUUUCAAACUUCAAGGAUCAUUUCAAAAACUGACUGCAUUGCAGGUCUGGUAUUCCAAAAUGAACUUCAAAACACACGAUUCCAAAUUAUUUAAGCAACUGAAACCAGUUCAGCUGCUUAAUGCAUCCUUCACACUGGAGCUUUAUGUCGAUGAAGUUUACACUUUGACUACAAUCACUACGGGACACAAAGGUGGCUUUCCAAACCCACCACCUGAGUCGCAGCCCUUCCCCAAGAAGUACAAGGAUGAUUUUACUGUCCUUAUCCCACCGUUCAGUGAAGCACCCAAUUUUGCUGACCAGUCAGGAGUCUUUGAGUACUACAGAAAUGCAUCUGAUCCGGGUGACCAUGUCUUCACUCUGCGUCAGGUGAUUACCCAGCGUCCCAUUACCUGGGCUUCAGACCCUCCCCAGACCAUCAGUGUUAUUGGAGACUUUCAGUGGAAAGAUGUGAACAUAACCUGCGAUGUCUACAUGGAAACCUCUGUUACAGGUGGUGUGUUUGUUGCUGGUCGAGUAGAUAGAGGGGGUGGAUAUGCCCAAAAAGCUAAAGGAAUUUUCUUCUGGAUUUUUGCUAAUGGUACCUUCAGAGUUACUAAUGACCUAGCUGGAAAAGAAGUGCUGGCACAAGGUAAAUCUGGUACAGGUGCAAGAACAUGGCACACCUUGACUCUGAAUGUUAAGGGUAAAUCUGCAUCAGGACUGCUGAAUGGUGAUCUUCUUUGGAAAUAUAUUACUGUAACUGGACCAAGCAAUGGCUGGGCAGCGAUUGGAACACUUUCAUAUGAACUGGCUCAGUUUGAUAACUUCUUUGUUUCUGCAGAGUAACUUAUCCACAUUAAGGUCACAGAAUGCUAAAGAAGAAGGUGUUGAUAAAUAUCUAUAAAUCUUGACAAAAUUGUCUUAAAAGUAAACUUCUAAAGCAAAUGUCUUAAGUCACCCUGAGUACUGAAAAUAUGACAGCAAAUGAGUGUUAAGCUGACACUUAUGAACCUCUCUCCACUGUUUACUGUCUUCAUCAGAGUGACUCCUUUUAUGAGUGUGUGUCUUGAACAAAAAAAAAUGUCUUCCUUUUAUCCUGAAACAUGCACAUCUCUGGACUCGCUAUCAACAAGCAAAGUGACUGGUCAUUCACCAAACGCAGUUGUUGUCAAUAAUGUUCAGAAGUUUUACUGUGUAAAUGCCAUUAUAGCUUAUGGCACAUUUGCAUCAUACUGCAAAACUGUAUGCACUGUCUUCUUAAGAAGGAUUACUAUUCUCUUUUGCAGUAGCAUUUUGAGGUACUGAAACAACAUCAGGCAAGUUGUAGACAGGAAAAGCUCCUUGGAGACUCACAGCACAACACCCAUACUUUAUUGCAAAAAGGAUGUUAACCACUUUCAUCCUUAAGUACAUGGAACUUUGUCAGAAUAUGUUUAUUAAAAGAUGGGAGGCAAUUUAAAAACCUCCCAGUUAGGUCAUAUGAUCCAUUAUAACCAAUAAAAUUACUCCACAAACAAUGCUUACCCCCUCAUGUUAAAUAAAUAACCAUGAUGAAAAUAAUGUUGAGAGCGAACCAUGAAAGCCAAGUACAUUAAACAUUGGUAUUUGCUGGGAAAUAUAAGAAGUAAAUAUUAAGACCUUAUGACUAAAAAAAAAAGUUUUUGUGUAUUUAAACUUCUAUUAAAAAGUUAUCACAAUUGCAAAUUUAGCGACAAUACUUUUAUACCACAUAGGAUUGCAAAUGCUGGAAAUGGAGACUAUAUCAUUUAAUCCAGGGUGAUUGCUAACAUUUUAUUUUAAUUGCCACCAAAGCUGUCUGCAUUCCUAGAGCACACCCCCCCCGACCCCCUUGUGGGCGUUUCUUGAUCCUGCCCAAAAACAUGGUGUAAGGGUAUUUUUCUUUGUGUUUAUACAAGGCAGUGUUGACCUUGUGCUUGCCAGUAUCAUAAAGAUGUUCAUGUCCUCCUCCUCCUGUGUUUUCUCUGUUUUUCCAGUAUAAAACCCUGGAAAUUGCUAGCAUGCUGCUAAAUACACUGCACCUUUAGAAUUACAAUUAAAAUAUUCCCUCACUUUAAUAUGUUGUUCAUUGACCAUAAUUGAGUCCCCUAGCAGUAAUUGGCAGUACUGAUGACAAUUCCACAUUUAUGUGCGCCACAUUUUAGUACUCAAAAUGUUACCACUGCCAUCCUGACUCUUGGGAUUUUAAAACUCAUUCACCUCCUUGUAAACAAUACAUUCAUUUUGCCCUCCAUCCUUAGUGUUUCCUCACUGUAUAAAAAUAUCAGAUUCUACCUUUCUAAAUUGUUUAAUAGCUCAAUGGUCAUGUGAUGUAUGCACCCUUAUUUAACGCCCUCUGAAAUUGAUAAAAUGUUGUUCCUUUGAUAGCCACUUUAUCAUACAGAGUCCUGAUUUCAGUAUAUUUAGUAAGACAGGAUAUACCCAAUCUGUUAUCUUUCCUCAUUCCACUGGAAACGUAUCAUAUUCUGUAACUGUUCUGGCAAAUCUUACCAGUUGGCCUUUCAUAAUAGCCUGCUUUUAAUAUGGGGGAUGACAGCUGGUGAAAUGCAAGAAGGAAUUAUAAUAUGUAGGCUUCUGGUAGGUGCUGGAAACCUUUUAGCAAUAUCAUCUUUAAUUCUAUCAGUAUCUAGAUAGCAUAUCUUAUUAGUACCAACCUUGUAUGUAAACUCAAUUCAGUAGUAAAGUUAACAUACUCUUAAAAAAAAAAAAAAAAAAAUCACCAAUUUUGUCCACGCUGUGAUUCCAUGUGACGCAGAUUAUUAUCUGGUGUAAAAACAACUGGACUAAACAUAUUUCAUAUUAAACAAGAACUUCUUUUCCCGUUGUGCCAUUAUAAUGUUUGCAAACUAAAGGGCACAUCCAUGGCUACUCCUGUCUUUUGAUG
This is a messenger RNA of Protopterus annectens (West African lungfish), 4159 nucleotides long. RefSeq names its product galactocerebrosidase-like. NCBI's taxonomy places the organism in Eukaryota, Metazoa, Chordata, Ceratodontiformes, Protopteridae. The coding region runs from base 43 to 2103 and encodes 686 amino acids. Gene Ontology annotation, molecular function: galactosylceramidase activity. The transcript has 17 exons. The record is from RefSeq and is a predicted model, not a curated record. Gene Ontology annotation, cellular component: lysosome. Gene Ontology annotation, biological process: galactosylceramide catabolic process.